This is a messenger RNA of Bursaphelenchus okinawaensis, 2105 nucleotides long. The record is from the annotation of a GenBank genome assembly. Lineage: Eukaryota; Metazoa; Nematoda; Chromadorea; Rhabditida; Aphelenchoididae.
AUGGUGGAGAAGGAUCAGCGUUUAUCUGAACGGGUACUUGACUUCCAACCGGUUACCGUGGAUCUACCGAACAGUUUUGUUGCAGUUUUCGAAGCCGUCGAUUAUAAGCCGGCUAAAAGUAAGUGAAACGUUUUUGUUAGACAUUUGAGCUAUUGUUUUAGAUAAUAAAUAUAUUUUGGGAGGGUUUUUAGUUUUAAAGAAUACAUGUUAUGUUUACGAGGUGAAAAUUAAAGGAAAACAUUAUUUUUUGUAAAUUUUUUUUUGUUUUUUAAAUACUUGCUAUUAAAAUUACGCUUUCUAGAGCUAUGGGAGUUGAACGUGAAGCUCAUGGAGCCAGCGUCUAAAAAAGAACUUGGCUCAAAGAAAGUGAAAUGGCCACAUUUCGACCCUCCGCAGCAGUUUUCUUACGACUAUGAAGGGAAGAACUUGGUAUGGGAGAACGAUCAAGACGUCGCGGUAUUGCCAGUAAGGUUACCGACCGUCAGAAGAACUGCAAAGACUUUUAACACACAGUUUCAACCAGUAAAGGCAAAUAAUCAGAUUAAGUUUUCUUCGAAAUUCGAUGAAGGUUCGAAACCAAAAAAACCUAAGCUUGGACAAUGCAAGGACUUGAUUCUAAAGGUAUGAGUUUGAUGUUUUAUAUGCUUUUAGAUAAGUUUUGAUGGUUUUUGAGGCAGAAUGUGUUUCAAUUAUUAACGUCUACUACAAUUUGUCUAAAAUUAACAUUUUUAGGUAUCAACAGCCAAUGGUUUCAACGCAAAAGCUUCUUCGUCUACCGUGGAGUCUCAAGAAACACCAAAGAAGAACGGCAGAGCGAGAAGAAAGUCGGCUAGCCAAUCAAAGGAACAGAACGGUGUUUCUCACAUUGUUGCCGAAUUUAUCAGCACACUAAAAGACAAUUUGGAUUUUAAUCCGUUAUUGGAAGAAAGGUUGCCCAGAGAUCAACAAGUUCGAGCCGUAAAGGCGUUGAGUUACUAUUGGCAGAUUGAUGGGGCAGAAGAUGUGUUAAAAGGGUUGGUACAGAAGCGCUUUUUUGAUAUGUGGUAAGGAUUGGGUAUUAAUAUUGAGAUGAUUGUUUUUUAAUGGAUUGCUCUACUUUUAUUUUUAGAUUUAAAACAAUAUAAUUUACUUGUGAAGGCAUUUGUUUGUUUAAACCAAUUAACUUCAGGGCGAUAAACGAUUUCCUAACAGAAAAACUGACCUCAGGAUCAGCGGCCAUUAACGAACCGGUCGUUAAAGUGUUACUAGAACAACCGUCAGUUUUACUAUUAGAAGACACAUUCAUACAGUUGGCAAAAGCCGCCGCAAAUGACGAAUUUUGCCGGAAGAUUAUUGUUAAAAAGUCUGUUCCAAAAAUGAACCCAACAAAAUUGAUCGAAGCUUUGGAUGUGGAUGAUGCUAUCGAAUUGUUGGAGCGAUUGCUGGUGGAAUAUGUUUACUCUGGGGAGGCUACAGAGGACGAUAUUGAUAGGGUAAGAGCUUGCUUUAUAAUUGCUAUAUUGAAAGAAGGCGGGUGAAUUUAGUUGUGGGGAGAUAAAGACAGUUUUUCUACUUCUUGGAUUUGGCUACUACCAAUAGUAACGUUACAUUUUCGUUAAUAAUUAAAAAUGUAGAAUUUAGGAUUAAUAAAAAUGUAAUUUAAGAAUUUGGACACGAUUCUAUUCAUAAUCACCGGCUUAACCGACAAAUUGUUGUGGAUUAAAGAUGAAGAACAAUUGACGAAACUUCGAGAUAUUCAGUUCAGUCUGAAACAAACGGUAAGAGGUUUUUAUAAGUAUCAGUGUCAAUGGGGAUUAAUAGUAUUUGAAAGGUUUCUAAUAUUAAUAUUUGUAUAAUAAAAGGGCAUUUUUUACUUUUUUAUUGUAAGCAAUGUAAUUUAGCAAAAAUUAAAAUUUUUUAUUAUGUGACGCUAUGUUUUUAAUUAUAAAACUCAUUUUCAGUUCAAACUGUGCCGAUUACUGACGAAUGUCUUUGAAACAAACUCGAUUAUCCGAAAUCUUCCUUCGAACGCGGCCUGUCCCAACUCGGACUACAAAAUUGUUCAAUACAAGGUGGCCAAAGUGACAGAAGUCGAGUUCGAAGAAGAACAAGAGGAAAUGGAAUAA